Molecule: messenger RNA, 372 nt
Organism: Myotis lucifugus (little brown bat)
Lineage: Eukaryota; Metazoa; Chordata; Mammalia; Chiroptera; Vespertilionidae
Product: ral GTPase-activating protein subunit alpha-2-like
Exons: 3
Biological process (GO): positive regulation of GTPase activity
Cellular component (GO): cytoplasm; nucleus
Molecular function (GO): GTPase activator activity
Source: RefSeq, a predicted model, not a curated record
GCAUUUUUGUUGCCUUCCUGUGACAUAGCUGUAACAAGAAAAGUAGUCCAAGUGUACAGAAAGUGGAUCCUCCAGGACAAACCUCUGUUCAUGGAGGAACCAGAUCAAAAGGAAGUUACCCAAGAAGAUGCUGAAAAAUUAGGAUUUUCUGAGACUGACAGCAAGGAGACUGCACCUGAAAGUUCCGGUCAUAAGCGGUCUUCCAGUUGGGGACGAACAUAUUCCUUCACGAGUGCGGUGAGCAGAGGGUGUGUGGCAGAAGAGGAGAACAAGAGCGUGAAAGCCGGGGCCCAGGCUGUGCUGCAGGUGUUUUUGACAAAUGCUGCAAAUGUCUUUUUGCUGGAACCAUGUGCUGAAGUCCCCAUACUCUGA